AUGAGGCUGGAGCUGAGCCGCACAGAGGCUGGCCGCUUGGUGCCUGCGAGCAAAGCUGGCUGGAAACACCUGCGUGGUGGAGGGGUCCUGCUGCUGCCCGCUGGUUCCGAGAGCAGCGAGGAGGAGGAGAAGCUGGACCUCUCUUCGGCUAGGAGGCUGACGGACGAGGAGCUGAUGCGAGCGUGCGGGGGCCGCACGGCACACAAGGGUGCCCGUCACGGCCUGACCAUGAGCGCCAAGCUGGCGCGCCUGGAGGAGCAGGAGCGAGCCUUCCUGGCCACGUACCAAGACAAGGAGCGGCAGCGUGAGCCCCCAGAGAGCAGCCCCCCAGCAGAGAGGCAGGAAGUAAGGAAGAAAAAAAGGAAACAGUCCAGAGAUGGAGCCGAUGCCGAGGUGCUGCAGAGCCAGGAGCUAAGCGAAGAGGAGGUGGCAGGAGAGGAAGGGAAGGCCGUGAAGAGGAAGAAGAAGAAGAACCAGGAGCUAAGCGGAGAAGAGGAGGUGGCAGGAGAGGAAGGGAAGGCCGUGAAGAGGAAGAAGAAGAAGAACCAGGAGCUAAGCGGAGAAGAGGAGGUGGCAGGAGAGGAAGGGAAGGCCGUGAAGAGGAAGAAGAAGAAGAACCAGGAGCUAAGCGGAGAAGAGGAGGUGGCAGGAGAGGAAGGGAAGGCCGUGAAGAGGAAGAAGAAGAAGAACCAGGAGCUAAGCGGAGAAGAGCAGGUGGCAGAAGAAGGGAAGGCUGCAAAGAGGAAGAAGAAGCAGCAGGGGGAGGAGGACAAAGAAGAGCCAGCUGAGACAGAGGUACCUCUGGAAGACACAGAUGGGCCAGACCAGGCUGGGCACAGCCCCAGGAAGAAGAGGAAGAAGAGGAAGAGGGAGCCUGUCAGAGCAAAGGCCAAGGCUGCCGUGCUGCGCAGCUGCUGGUACCAUCUGGCUAUGAGGGUCCUGAUCCUGCCCGCUGGUGCUGAUGGGUGCCCAAGGGUGCUCCGGGCUCUUCUCAGGUGGAGCCCUGCGCUGUGGCCCAGCCGUGUGUUCACUUCCUGGGGAUGCUGGGCUGGGACUGGUUGGUCUGGAGCUGGAUCAAGCUUUAUUUCACUCCCUGAGCCUCCUGUGAGGGGUGACCCCCAUUCCCACCAGGCCCUGGGGCAGCGACCCGUUUGCCGUGGGUCUGUUGCAGAGGGACACAAGGGGAACAGACCCCACAGGGUAUUGAAAUAUUUUUUUAGGGGCAUGAAUAAAUCUUUAUUGCAGUGAAACUGUCC
Messenger RNA from Pygoscelis adeliae (Adelie penguin), 1256 nucleotides. It is a transcript of the gene GPATCH4, whose product is annotated as G patch domain containing 4. The transcript has 4 exons. The coding region runs from base 1 to 1248 and encodes 415 amino acids. The record is from RefSeq and is a predicted model, not a curated record. NCBI's taxonomy places the organism in Eukaryota, Metazoa, Chordata, Aves, Sphenisciformes, Spheniscidae. Gene Ontology annotation, cellular component: nucleolus. Gene Ontology annotation, biological process: regulation of ribosome biogenesis.